AUGACAAUUUUAACUGAACCAAAUAUUAGGAACUUUUUGCUUGAUAAGAGCCAAAGGUUUACACCAGAGGAUAUGCAUAAAGAACUUAUUGAAGAAUCUGCUCAUAGUGCCCAAUUUUCUCAUGAUGAAAUUCCUAAGGUAGAAACUAUACGUAAUUGGGUUUCUAGAUACUCGGCAGAAAUGAAAAGAGAUGUAGCUGAUAAAAUCUAG
This is a messenger RNA of Entrophospora candida, 210 nucleotides long. NCBI's taxonomy places the organism in Eukaryota, Fungi, Glomeromycota, Glomeromycetes, Entrophosporales, Entrophosporaceae. The record is from the annotation of a GenBank genome assembly.